Ogataea philodendri is the source of this 3855-nucleotide messenger RNA. RefSeq lists its product as uncharacterized. The record is from RefSeq and is a predicted model, not a curated record. Bases 1 to 3855 code for a protein of 1284 amino acids. Gene Ontology annotation, cellular component: membrane. NCBI's taxonomy places the organism in Eukaryota, Fungi, Ascomycota, Pichiomycetes, Pichiales, Pichiaceae. The transcript has a single exon. Gene Ontology annotation, molecular function: ABC-type transporter activity; ATP binding; ATP hydrolysis activity.
AUGAAGAGUUUGGAAUUUGUGUCUUCCAGCCUUCCCGAGAGCUCGGAAACUGAGUUGGAGAACUUAUCGUUCACGCGAACGCAUCCGGUGAGCAUCAAUGUGGAGAAACUGUGUAUUUCUGCGCGCAAACGAGGAAAGUCCCUGUUCGGAAGCAAGAAGGUGGACCCCGAGCUUGCGAACGAGAAUGUCAAGCAGAUCCUCCACCCGGUGACUUUUUCAAUCCCGGAAAACUCAUUGGCAUGUAUCAUUGGAGGGUCUGGGUCUGGAAAAACCACUCUACUCAACAGAUUAGCCGAGAAGCACUUUAUGGGGUCCACUCUUGUUCAAUCCGGUACUGUGACAUACAACGGGGAACCAACGCUUUCCAAGAUUCGGCACGCUUAUGUUAUUCAGCAGGACAUACUAAUUCCGACUUUGACUUGUUUCGAGACGCUGAUGUUUGCUGCAGAGCUGAAACUGCCCAAAUUGACGUCGCGGUCUGCAAGAGCACAGCUUGUUGACGAGAUCAUCCUCGAGCUGGGUCUCAAGGAGUGCCGCAACACUCUGGUGGGGGACCGCGUCAAUAAAGGUUUGAGUGGUGGAGAAAAAAGACGGCUGAGUGUUGGUAUCCAGCUGGUUUCCAACCCAUCCAUUCUGUUUCUGGACGAGCCAACCACGGGUCUGGACAGCUACAACGCCUACUUACUAUGUGAAUCGCUCAAACGGCUCACCAAAAGACUGAACAAAACAAUCAUCCUUAGCAUCCACCAGCCAAGAGCCGAUAUUUUCAGAUUGUUCGACCAGGUGUUUAUUCUAAGUAAAGGAAGAAUGUGCUACGGAGACACGUACUCGCGCAUGUUUGACCAUUUUGCAUCGCUCGGCUAUCCUAUUCCAGAAACCGUUAACCCUGCUGAUUUCCUCAUAGACCUCACCAGCGUGGACACGAGGUCGCCAAAGCAGGAAGAGGAGUCUCUGCAAAGAGUUACCAAAAUAGCACACAAUUGGGAACUCCACAUGCACUCUCUCACUCUCCCGUCAUACGAAUCAAAAACCGUCUCUCAAUCGGACGACAUGUUCCAACAGGUUGGUAAAGCUCCGUUUUUCAGAGAGCUACGCAUUCUUGUUCGCAGAAACCUCAUCUUGGAGAGAAGAAACCCUCUGGGCUACGCUGCAUUAUUACUAGAAGCCGUUGUGCUUGGUCUCAUGACCGGCUGGCUCUACUUCAAGCCAGGAAGCACCAUUGUCGGAAUCAGAUCCAUCGAGGCCUCUCUUUACACAGUCUCGUCCCUACAAGCGUACCUGUUCCUUCUCUACGAAAGCUAUCGUCUUUGCUCGCUGGACUUGCGCAUAUAUGACCGCGAGCACUCGGAGAACUGUGUUUCUGUGGCCGGGUUUGUGCUCUCGCGACGGAUAGCCAAGUUGUUCACCGAGGACCUGAUCAUUCCCCUUGUGUACUCGCUGUGCACGUACUUUAUGCUUGGCCUCAGGACCGACUCCGCGAUCUACUUCUUCCGCUACUUUGCCGCAAGCAUCAUGUUCCACCUCAACUCGAUGGCAUUUGCCAUGGUUGCGUCGGCGCUGUCACGUGACGUGGCCAUCGCGACGCUGAUCUGCAACCUCAACUUCACGUUCCAAACAAUGACCAACGGUAUGUACGUGAACGCCAAGCAGAUGCCUGUGUACGUGCGCUGGUGCAAGUACAUUGCGUACCAGUGGUAUUCGUUUGGGCUGUUGGUGUCAAAUGAGUUUACCGGGUUCAAGGGAGACUGUUUCAAGCAGUACGCUGGCAACCCGGACGUGGACUCUAUCUGCGAGGCGUUUUCGGGGAAGUACAUCACGCGGACUCUUGGGUUUUGGGAGAAUUGGAUAGCUCUGCCGUUUGGAGUGCUGAUUGCAUUUUUUCUUGGGACGUUUGUGGUUGCAGGUUUGAUUCUCAAGUUGAAGCCGGUGGAUAUCAGCAUGGCCCGUGAGGUCAAGUCGGGAGACUCGUCUGAGAAGCUGAGCCAUUCGGAACCUGUUAUUGUGGAGUCCAAUACCGACCCGUUGGAUAUUACUCUCACCGAUAUCAACCUGGCUGUCACCAAUAAGAUGGCCAGAGAAACGAAUAAGACCAUUUUGAACGGUGUGAGCUGCCGGUUCAAGUCGGGCAAGCUCAACAUCAUCAUGGGCCCGUCCGGAUGCGGCAAGACUUCCCUGCUGAACCUGAUCAGCGGCCGACUCAAGUCGAACCUGUUCACCAAGUACGCCUACUCGGGCUCGAUCUAUCUGAACGACUGUCUCACCGACUUUGACACCAUCAAGCCCAUUUGCUCGUACGUGGUCCAGGAAGACUCGCACCUGCUGCCGUCGAUCACUGUUCGCGAGACACUGCUGUUUUCUGCGCGGAUGCGGUUGUCCAAGUCGAACUUCUCGCGCUCGCAGAUUAACGGACUGGUGGACCAGCUAAUCCUACGCGUGGGGCUACGUGACUGUGCCAAUACGCUGGUUGGUAACGACCUGAUCAAGGGUAUUUCCGGCGGAGAGAAACGGCGACUUUCUAUUGCCAUUCAGCUGCUCUCGUCGCCGAAAAUGCUGGUCCUGGACGAACCAACGUCUGGCCUCGACGCUUUCACGGCCUCCUCGAUCCUGGAGUGCCUGGAACAGCUGGCCAACUCAGGGACCACCGUCGUGAUGACGAUCCACCAGCCACGGUCGCUGGACGGGUUCGGCUCGAUCCUUCUGCUCGCAAAAGGCGGCUGGGUCACGUUCAACGGGACGCAGCAGGAGCUGCUCCAACAUUUCACCAAUAUCGGCUACCCUGUGCCUAAAUUCACCAACGCAGCAGACCAUAUCAUUGACACCAUCUCCUACAGCACGACCAACGAGAAGAUCGAGCACGAGACUCGCAAAAGGGUCGACUACAUCGUCCAAUCCUGGUCAUCUCCAGACUACAGCAUCGUCACCAGAAGAACGCUCAGCUCCAAAGCAGACCUGCAGUCAGAGUUCCAUGCAUUCGUGAAACAGCCCGUCAACUUCAUGGUGGGUCUGUACGUGAACACGGCGCGGCAGAUGCUCACUCUCGUCAGAGAUAAAAACGUGCUUAUUGCUAGAUGUACACAGGUUAUAGGUAUGGGGCUGAUUCUGAGUCUGUUUUUUGCAAGACUCAAACACAACAACACCAGUGUGCAGAACAGGCUUGGGCUCAUCCAGCAGAUCGUGUCACUGUACUUCACCGGUAUGCUCAACAAUAUGGCUGCGUACCCAAGGGAAAGAGACUUCUUCUAUGAAGAAUACAGCGACGACGCUACCAACCUGUACGCGUUCUUUGCGAGCUACACGCUGAUCGAGAUCCCGUUCGAGAUCCUCAAUGCGCUCGUUUUUUCUGUGCUGCUCAUGUUUGUGGUUGGGUUCCAGUACGACGUUGGUUUGUUCUUUGCCAUGGUGUACACUUCGGGCCUAGUGGUGAACGCGGGCGAGUCUGUUGGGCUCUCUUUCAACACGGUGUUUGACCAUCCCGGGUUCGCGCUCAACGUCAUCUCCAUCAUCUGCUCGGUCGGUGUUGCCAUGGCCGGUCUGCUCGCUAUGACUCUCGACGAUUUUUUGUCUGCGCUCAAUUACCUCUCGCCAGCACACUACUGUGUGAUGACCGUCAGCAACCUCGUCUUCACCGACAAGCUCAAGCUGUACUGCACAAAGGAUGAGCUCGUCAACAACGGCCAGUGUCUGUUCAACACCGGCAAAGACGUCAUGGACAGCUACAACCUCAAGGUGCACUUGAAACUGUACCUGGUGCUGAUCGCCGUGGUAACCGUGUGCCACCGCCUGAUCCCGCUCGCCCUACUGCGGAUCAAGCUCGUGAAAACCUCGCUAAUUAGACUUGUUCAUAGCUCGUCAUAA